Molecule: messenger RNA, 488 nt
Organism: Dentiscutata erythropus
Lineage: Eukaryota; Fungi; Glomeromycota; Glomeromycetes; Diversisporales; Gigasporaceae
Source: the annotation of a GenBank genome assembly
AUGGCAUCAGAAAAAAAAAUUAGUAGAACGAUUUUGACUCGUAAAAUGUUUCAACAAUUUCUUGAGAGUGAUACAACUUUUGAGAAUUUUAUUGCGAAAGAUAUGAAAAUAACAGAUAUAGAUGAUGGUAAAAUUAGUUUCGAAAUAACUAUUCAAGAAUAUCAUCUGAAUUUCUACAAGUCAAUUCAUGGAGGAGUGAUAGCAUCACUGGUCGAUCUUUGUGGAUCGCUAGCUGUAUCAACCAUAAUAAGGCGUCUUUCGCGAGUUAGUACGGAUAUAAAUGUUUCAUAUAUCGCAUCAGUAGGAUAUGGUGAUACUUUACUUGUGAAUGCAGAAUGUGUAGAACUUGGUAAAACACUUAUAUUUACCACUGUAGAGGUGCACAAUAAAGCUGAUGGAAAGUUAAUAGCUCUAGGUAGACACUCUAUGUUAGUUACUGGUAUUCAUAAUGACCCUGAAAAUGAAUUUAAGACUGAAAACGCAAAGUU